AUGCCAGCACACACACUCAAGUGGGAGUGGGGGAAAGGCUUCAAGGCACCAAAAAUGUGUAUGACUUGCCACAUCCCAAAGUACGAGGGCAUCAAGAAUGGCCCACCAGAGAAGCAGGUCAAGAAGCACAUCUGUGUCCUCCAGCCUUGCAAGAGCCUCACUUCAUGCUUGUCCCACCACUACCAGGAGUGUGUCGCCCACAGCCAAGAACUCUUGUCAUGCAAGCAGAAGCUCAAGGAUGCUGAGGAGGUUGAGCGCCAAGCUGCAGCAGAGAUGGCCCAUUGGGAGGCUGUGCAGAGGAAUCAGGAGAAGGCUGAACAUUGCCUUGAUUGUGGUAAGAUUCAAGCCUUGUUGCACUCUAUGGGUGAGGAUGCCAUGUGGGAAAUCUUCAAUGAUUCACUCUCUGAAUCAUGCAUGAAGUAUGCUAAAUGA
Messenger RNA from Acanthamoeba castellanii str. Neff, 432 nucleotides. RefSeq lists its product as uncharacterized. The record is from RefSeq and is a predicted model, not a curated record. The transcript has 2 exons. The coding region runs from base 1 to 432 and encodes 143 amino acids. Lineage: Eukaryota; Discosea; Longamoebia; Acanthamoebidae.